Molecule: messenger RNA, 4359 nt
Organism: Morone saxatilis (striped sea-bass)
Lineage: Eukaryota; Metazoa; Chordata; Actinopteri; Moronidae
Product: LARGE xylosyl- and glucuronyltransferase 1-like
Exons: 6
Coding region: 1-996 (331 amino acids)
Biological process (GO): protein O-linked glycosylation via mannose
Molecular function (GO): glucuronosyltransferase activity; xylosyltransferase activity
Source: RefSeq, a predicted model, not a curated record
AUGGCGACGGGGAUUCCCCCGAGGGUUCUGGAUUCAGAUCCGGUGGGUCAGAGUCAGGAGGUUGAGGAGGACCUGGACCUGCUGUACGACAGUCUUGAGGUUUACAACCCGAGCGAUAGCGGCCCGGAGCAGGAUGACAACGACAGCAUCCUCAGCACGCCCAAACCCAAACUCAGGCUCCAAAUGUUGGAGGCCAUCUGUAAGCACUGGGAAGGCCCCAUCAGCCUGGCCCUGUACCUGUCUGACGCUGAGGCCCAGCAGUUCCUGCGCUACGCUCAGGGCUCUGAGGUGCUGAUGAGCCGCGGGAACGUCGGCUACCACAUUGUCUACAAAGAGGGACAGUUCUACCCAGUCAACCUACUGCGAAAUGUGGCCAUGCGGCAGGUCAACACCCCCUACAUGUUCCUAUCAGACAUCGACUUCCUGCCCAUGUACGGCCUAUAUGAGUACCUCAGGAAGUCAGUGGUGCAGCUGGAGAUGGCCAACACCAAGAAAGCUUUGGUGGUUCCAGCUUUUGAGACACUGCGAUAUCGUCUGUCUUACCCAAAGUCCAAGGCUGAGCUGCUCUCUCAGCUGGACAUGGGCACACUCUUCACCUUUAGGUACCACGUGUGGACUAAAGGCCAUGCUCCAACUAACUUUGCCAAAUGGCGGACAGCCACCACGCCCUACAGGGUGCAGUGGGAGGCUGACUUUGAGCCCUACGUCAUGGUGAGGAAGGACAGUCCUGAGUACGACCGCCGCUUCGUGGGCUUCGGCUGGAACAAGGUGGCUCACAUCAUGGAGCUAGAUGCACAGGAGUACGAGUUUGUGGUUCUGCCCAACGCCUACAUGAUCCACAUGCCUCACGCGCCCAGCUUCGACAUCACCAAGUUCCGCUCCAACAAGCAGUACCGGGUCUGUCUCAAAACCCUGAAGGAGGAGUUCCAGCAAAACAUGUCGCGACGCUACGGCUUCGCCGCCCUAAAAUACAUGACAGCUGAGAACAACAGCUAGCCACCACUGCAGACCCUCACGCCCCCGGCCCUGAACUACUGACACGCUUCAUGGGCUGUGGAGGGAGGGGGGGCACAGGAAACGGGACAGCCCACCUGAGGCCAUUGGGACACUUUGAGACUUGAGUCCCUCAGACUUUUUUAGAACGUUUGACCCUCAGUGUUGGGACUGCAAGGGUCUUUAUGUCCAUUCUUUGUCCUCUGCUGUGGAUAGAAGAGAUCAUCCACGAGGAGAUCACUUCCAGGAUGUAAAAGCUGUAACCGACGACAUGAGUGACUGCCAGGCCCAGGUCCUGGCUGUGUGGGGGCCUGAGCUCUGGCCCUGAAAUCUAACAGACAGCAAGCAAAGAAAAGCAGACUUUUAAUGCCUUGCCAUAUUUGUAAGACCAGUGGCAGAGUCGUGGGCUUGCGUGUAACAUUAUGUAUGUUUGUGUGUGUGUGUGUACAUGCAGGUAGAUGAAAAGGGUGACUGUGUAUGUGUUCCUCCAGGACAGUGUUUAGCAAAAAGCUUAAGGAGAGCUGAAGAUGUGAGACAUUGUGGGCUUACAUCCUAUUUGCACGCCUUCCAAGUGCCAACAAAGAGCGGCAGCAGUUUGACUGACAGCGCAACCCCGACUCAAAUGCAAAUCGUCACCAGGCGGCAAGAUAAGACAAAGCGGUAAACAUGUCUGCGCAGAUUUUGAAAAUCUCAUUGUGACAAGUGACACACACUCAGAUACCGAGGCGAGCAGCCAGCCAGCCGACCAGCUGCUGCUGCUUAAUUUGUUUGAUAGCCGAUACAGAUCAGAAUAAAUCCUCCUCCUCGUAUGACAAGGGAAGUUAAGUGCAAGGAUGGCUGGAGGUCGUCCGUGCGGUUGAUAUUCAGGGUAUCUCCACAUCAGCCUGAGCGUGCUGCUACAGAUUGUUUCCAGUGUUUUGUUACGACUGAAUCUGACAGCAGCUGGUGCGGUGUGCUUUUUUUUUGUGUCUGCCCAAACACCUGCUGAAGUCCCGUCGGUUUGUGAAGCCGCCGCCCCACCACGCCGUGCAGCACACUGAAGCGAAGCACCAAUCACUGAGCUCCCUGUUGACUUUCCCUUCCAACAAUCAGUAUUAUUUAUCAGUGUGUUUACAGUCCUGAUGGGCGGAGCAGGGAGGGCCUCCUCCACACAGUGUCAGGAGGAUCUGAGGACAGGAAGGAGAGUUUAAACUCUGAAAAUCAACAACAGUCAGGAGAGAGCCGCAGACAAUGUUAUCUCUCUUUCUCUCACUCUUUUUCACCUUGGCUUCUAGUUUGACAACAUCAUAGUGAUAUGAUUUAUAGUGAUGAUGAUUAAGGUAAAGUAUGGUCAUCUCACUGUGAGUCCAGACAGGGGUAUCAUAGAAAUAUUAUACUGGGCUUGUAAUGAUGAAGUAAAAAUCCAGAUAUGAUUACAGCUAUUUCAUAAUUGACAAAUACAACAUUAGGGUAGUAGUGUAUUUACAGUAGCCUUUUAAUUAGUAGAGCUGUACCAAAAUGUUUUACAUUCUAAGCUUCUAUUGAGUAAUAAAGCUUUCCAUAUCUGCCGUCAUACUUUAUAACCAUUACCAUCAUCCUAAAAAAAAAAUUUAAGAAAAAAAGAAACCUCCAACAAAAUCUUCACUUUAAUUAAGUAAUUGAUCAGAUCAAAUGAGUUAGUCGUUGGCUGGAAUGCUAACGCACGAAAAUGAAAGCAGCGGUGGUCCAGCCAGCUAGAUUGAAUGAGAAGAGGAGCAGCAUUGGCGAGAAGAAAGCAGUAAAUAUGAGAAAUUAAAUUUUAGUUUCUGAUGGGUUGACAGCGAUGUUCUCAAGCACAAAUAAAUGUGGCCACACCUCCACAAAACCCUUUGGGAAGGAACCCCGUUGCAAGGUUUUGUGUGAAUGCAGCUUAAAAUACGAAUCAUCUCACUGUGUCCUCUCACUGCUCUGUGUGUGUGUGUGUCUGUGUGUGUGAAGCCCCAAGAAGGAUCGCCGGGCUUUGAAGCCACUUUGAUAUAGUGACCAAUGACAACAUCACAUCAUGGCCCAAAAUGAGUUGUUCCCAUAUGCUUACAUUGUGAAGGGAGCAGGGGAUAAUUUAUUUGAGCUUCAAAACCCCUGUGAACAAUCAGAAUUUUAUCCAUUUGGUAUAAUAACACAUAAAAAAAUUAUACUAGUAUAUUAUACUAGAGGCACACAAUUAAAUCAUUUCAUCCCCAAUCAAGUUAGCGGAGGGCUAAACCAGAAGUUAUCGGCUCAGACAACAGAAGUCUGUGGUGCGCAAGCAACAGAAUAUGCUGAAGAUCUGGCUAAUUUUAGACCCUGAAGUCAAACUUUUUUGGCUCCACCUCACCACCAAUGCUGUAUCCAGUUCUCCUUAAUACAUCCAUGGUGUGGUGUGUGUGUAGCUCAGCCCCACCCUCAAACAGACAAACACAAACUAGCAGAGAGCAGAGACAGUGACAGUUAUGUAACCUGAUCGCCACGUUUCCCGACCUGUGCAGCAUUCAGAUAUUGAUUUAGAAUUUGAACGGCAACAUUAUGAAUGAAGCUUUCAACUAUCCGGUACAGCCCUGUUAAUUAGCUAACAGCUAUCACUGAACAAACACAGUGAAUUGCAUUACAAACAAGACAAAAGUUAUAUCAACUUUACAGGCUCAUUCAUGCCGCCUUGCCAGCAUAAAUCAUUCAGUGGUUAAACUGAUCAGGGAUCAGGUAACCACUGCAGCAGCUCACUCAUCAUGAUGAUUUGUGUUGAAAUUGUGUGAUACAGGUGACAACUCAGAAAAAAACGUGGACCUUGAGUUGGGAUCAAGGUCAAGAAUGAGUCAACAUGAGAAGUUCUAAAAGUGUGCAGGUCAAUAAAUUCAUCUCCAUGACAACUGAGCAAACUCCAUCUGCGAGAAGCCAACAGAAAAUAGUAACUCGACCUUGAGUUGGAAUUGUUUUGUCAAAUAAAUUUCACUUUUAGGACUUAAAUACACCAGUUGAGAACUCAUUUGAAAGUCUCCUCAGGUUUCUGUCCAGGACCUCAGUGGAGGCUGAUCCACACAGUAAAGUUCUGUUAGACUGUGAUGAGGUUCAUGAUGUCAGGCUGGUUGUUCGGCUAGUACACACCGUUGUGAAACUAGAAGCCGCUCUCUCUUUCUGUGUCUCUCUCUCUGUACAGGAAAGUUGAAGAAGGGCUCAGUGCGGUCAUUCAGGUGUGUGUUCAUGUGUGUGCCCGUUGUGUGUCUGAUUGUACAUGUAUGUUCAGUAUGCAGAUGUGUGUGUGUGUUUGACUCUGCUCUGAAUCUGUGUGUCUUUGCAGGGCUGAGAGGAGCCACAGUGUUUAAGUAGGACAGUGCUGACUGAUGCUGCUAUCUGAAUAAAAGCGAAGUCAAACAC